Messenger RNA from Austrofundulus limnaeus, 3988 nucleotides. Its product is annotated as APC membrane recruitment protein 2. Lineage: Eukaryota; Metazoa; Chordata; Actinopteri; Cyprinodontiformes; Rivulidae. Gene Ontology annotation, biological process: regulation of canonical Wnt signaling pathway. Gene Ontology annotation, cellular component: plasma membrane. The coding region runs from base 344 to 3148 and encodes 934 amino acids. The transcript has a single exon. The record is from RefSeq and is a predicted model, not a curated record. Gene Ontology annotation, molecular function: phosphatidylinositol-4,5-bisphosphate binding; beta-catenin binding.
CAGAGCAGGCUGAUGACAGCCCCUGGCUCUGCAAUGGUGACGAAAGCUGCUGAGCUCCUCAGUUGCCACAGCAACCAGGGAGAGCAGCCAGACAAAAAAAAAAAAAGAGCGAGGCAAAGGGGAGGGGCUUUAAKGGGAGAAAUAGAGGAGAAAAGGCUGGAUGGGAAAGAUAGGCAGAGGGAGGAAUACAAGCAACUGAUAAAGAAAACCCACCGUGAGCAGCAGAGAGGGGCUACAAGCGGAGAUAAAGCUCUGGAUAUUAUUGCUCCAUCCACGAGACUGGCUCUAACAGCUGCAGCAAGCCACUGAAGGAUACAGGAAAAAAGCUGGAAUCAAAGAGACGAUGGAUGUACAGACAGAAAACACGGACCCCCCACCUAAUGAAUCACAGCCAAGCGGAAAAAUCAGAAAGGGAUUCAAGCUGUUUGGCAAACGCAAGCCAGGUAACAUCUUUUCUAUCCGAAGCAAAGGGGACGGAAACAACAAGUCACCUGUUAUAAGCAGCAAAGCACUGGAUGGAUUAUCAGAGACCCACGCAUCGAAUUCUGAGACGGAGAAGGAAAACGGACCGGAGGCGGGACAAGGAGAAAAGGAACAGGCAGAGGACGAGACGCUCGCUGAAGAUGGCGUUCUGGCGUCCGCCCCAGCUCGCACCUCCAUCUCUUCAUCCAGCUCAGCCAAGUCCCUCGGCUUCCUGUCACUGCUCCGAGGAGGCCGAAGGGGAGUGGGGGACCGCCGAGCCCAGACCGUGUCCCAGUCGACGGGUCGGCAGCGUCGUGGGCUGAAGGGCCUCUUUGGCAGCGUCAGGCUCCGAUCGAAAGACAAAGAGGACAAGGAGGAAGCCCCUCCGAGCCCACUUCUGAUGUCGUCCCGAAGCAACAGUGUGGAAAUCAUCAAAGAGGACCUGACCCUCACACCCAAAUGCCACACUCGCUCUCUGAACAGCCCUGAAAUAGAGAGCAGUGACCCGGUCCAGAACUCCACCAACAACAACAGUGAGGAGACAUCUCCAUCCGAGUCCUCAGCUCCUCAGGAGACAACGGUGAGUAGAACAAAAGAGCAACCAGCACCUUCACRCACCUCUGACCCUCCUCUGGUCCCCGGCGAUACCAGCCUGAGCUCCUUGCUGGCAGACAUCUCUUCUCUCCUGACCUUUGACUCGAUCUCAGGAGGGGACAUCAUGGCUGACGUGGAAGCAGAGUGGGGCAAAGCGAGCAGCGGGCUCACGUCUGCUUUUACUCCAUCGUCCUUCUUCUCUAAACCCACCGUCUCAUCUCCGACGACAACUUCCACGACCGUCAGCGUGGCUGCGGCAGAGAAACCCUCCUCUUGGCCCYUCUCCUCCUCUGUCUCCACCUUCACCACAUUCAACAAACCUUCCACUUUGACUUCUCACUCAGUCAAACUGAGCUCUGGCUUGGACUCUUCUUCCAGCAUCCAAGAUGCAACGAAGCCUUCGACGACACCUGCAGCAUCAACAACCGCUUCAUCGGCUCCGUUCACAUCUUUUACUUCAAAGACAGUCCACUCCACUGCAAGCAACAGUUCUUUCACCACAGUACCUGCCAUGAACACACCAUCCACGAUGAACAAGGCUCCUUUAAUUUGUUCCAGCAAACUGACUCCACCUCCCCAAAAUACUGCCUCCGUAAGUAAAUCUGUUUCAGCUGCUGUGUCUGCCAAACCUUCACCUGUAACCCAGAGUGUUCCCAUGGUCUUUACCCAGCCUCCACCUUUUAAAUCAGAUACAGUUUGCAAUUCAAGCCUAGAAAAGUCAACUUUGGGGAAAACCUCCCAAAUCUCAGCUGCAGGAGAACCUCCAGCCACGGGGUCAGUCGCAUCAUGUGUGGUUACAACUAAGCCCUCAUCCUCAGCAUCAGUUAAUCUGUCAAACAUUACAACUGUUUCCUCAGCAGCUACAACCUCWGCCUUUGUAUCCACAGAUGUUUACAAGCCUUCCCUCACCUCGACCCCUUUGGACUUGAGUAAAACCCCUCCCUCAUUUGUAACAAAUUCAGCUCCUUCUUCAACCCUUACAGCCACUAAAACCCAACCCGGCUCCUCAUCUGUUCCAGCUCCACCUUUAGCUUCUUUAGAUAAAAUUCCUGCCACAACUAAACCCACCACAGCACCAGUGUAUUCAGAUAAGAUGCCCCCUCCUUAUGCAGCAGCUCCUUCUGCGAUCACUCACGCUGUUUCUCCAGUACCACACACAACUGCUCUGAGUCAGAUUCAGAUUUCUGCCUCUGGAGUUUCUCCUGCUCCUGCUCAAAUGCAGAUUUCUGUACCGAAGGAACUUCCUGCCUCAGCUCAAGUGGAAGUUUCUCAAUCYAAACCUGCUGAAGUCCCAGUUUUUCUAUCUAAAGAUCCAUCUGCUCCCAUGAAAAUGCAGGUUUAUUCAUCUAAAGCCCCACCUUCUCCCACCGAGGUUCCAAUUUCUGUGUCUAACCCCCCUGCUGCCUCUGCUCAGAUUCCAAUUUCUCAGCCUAAAACCCACCCUGCACCUCCCUCUGCCUCUUGCCAGGCAGCUUCUCCUCCUACGCCUUGGCCGAGUGAGACUCCGGCCAUGACUAAGAUGAAGGGGACAGGACACGCUUCAGUGGAUCAUCAGUCGACCAGUCCAGAUGGCACAGGUGGACAGGGAAACCAAGCUGUGCUUUCCAAAACAAAAGAACUUCAAAAUGAGCCACAAGCAAGCCUCCAGGGGCCUCCCAAAGAAAAGAAGCCAGCCCAAUUAAAAGCAUCGGGGCUUAGUAAAAUACCUGUAGUUGGAGGGGGAAGAAUGGGGAAGCCACCGGUCCGGGAAAGCCAACAUGGCAAUGAUGAAUCSAACAGGGAUCCGCCUACGCCUGUGCAAGAAGAGAGGCCCAGUUUCAACUCACAUGAUGCGGGAAGAAAAGAUAAAAUUAGCCCAACCGAAGCAAAUGCACCCACCUCAAAACCUACUCAGGAGGAGAGUCAGCAGCUUCCAAAAAGUCUCACGAGUUCAGGACGGGACUCAAAGAUCCCUGUGAAACACGGCGCUCAGCCUCAGACCUCUCAGACUAAAGAAACCCCUCGGACAAAGAUCCCCGUGUCCAAAGUUCCUGUCCGUAGGGCCGGGAACAAACCAGCCGCUACAGGUGGCACCAACCAGACGAGAAAAUAAAACAGAACAAUGGACUGAAGUUGUUUCAUCUUUGGUUUUUUUUACACCACCUUUUUAAGAUUCACAUUUCUCUGCUGUAAUUCCAUCAUCUCUUGGUUUUUACCACACAACGAGCAAGGAGCAAAGGAGCCUGACAGCACUCGAGCACAAAAGAUCUCCAGGGGAAGCCAGAGUGACAGCCUGGCUCUGUGGUGCUGAGCCAAGCGGACAUGAACUCAGAACAGGUUCGAAGGUCGGCCCCUUCACAGCGUCAACGAGAGAGGACGAGCGAGAUCAAAGGGUGGUGGUAAUACGCAAUCACGCAUACGUUCAAACAAAACAAGGGGAGUGCCUUCUCAGAGGUGCUUUUCCUACAGACUUGCAAAKUUUUCUACAGUAACUUUUAACUUUUGUUACCUUUUGCUUUUUUGUAUAGGGACCUUUCAGUCUUUUUGUUCGUCCUUUCUAAACCCCUUAACCUUUUAUUUAUGCCAGGAGAUGAACCUGUCAAUGCAUCAACCAAAUUCCACACCUGUCGAUGGAUCUAUGUAGCAGAAAAAAAACGUGCCAUUAAUUGUUUUUGCACAAGAUAUUAAGCUGUACAGCGCCUGCUCACAUGUAACAUUAUUACAUCUCACUGUGAACUGUUCAUCGAARGGAAGAGGUAAAAGGGGAARGGUAAAUGGACUGAGGUCAUCAUGAAAAGCGCUGUGGACAUUUGUGAGAUGAGAUGUCCAGCUCGCACACUGGCACAUUUAUCCUAAUAUCAAUCAUACUCAGAUGAGAGCAAAACCUCAGUGUAGAGAUCCAUCCGUGUUGUUCUGUUUCUAAUGUAAUCAAUAAAACAUCAGUAAUUAGAAA